Molecule: messenger RNA, 1389 nt
Organism: Lottia gigantea (owl limpet)
Lineage: Eukaryota; Metazoa; Mollusca; Gastropoda; Lottiidae
Exons: 1
Coding region: 1-1389 (462 amino acids)
Biological process (GO): signal transduction
Source: RefSeq, a predicted model, not a curated record
AUGAUAAGUUUGAGAUCAGAAAAAGCUGAAUGCAACAAAAAAAGCAAACCUAAACCGAAACGAUGGACUGGAAAUAUUGACUGUUUUAGCGAAUGUGAAAGUUCUCCUUCGCUUCGGAUGACAGAAUUCAGCAAGGAGGAUAUCGAACGUUUGCAUAAGCUACGCAAACGCCAUUGGGUUGGUGAGUUCCACCUACUGCGAGAGAAACCCCGAAACAGAACAAUGUUUAUAGUUCCUGGAACUUUGGUUUCUGUGGCUGUCCAUUUUCGACACAUCAGAGAAAUAAAUGAUUUUUCUGUUCAUUUUACACGAAAUGGUCAAGAUAUUCAGUCAUUUGAUACCAAAUGUUCCUACUCUGCUCGUGCCUAUGCAUAUAGUUUUCCAGAUAUUACGGUAGCUUACAAUGACGUAACCUACAUGAACGAAACAUCAAAAGACCCCUGGAAGGCAAGUAUUGGAAUCAUUUGGACUUGUAUAUCUCCAUCUAUGUACGGUGUGUACCAAACUACAAUACUGAGAAAGGUUUAUAACAAGCACGAUAACAUUCCAUGGAUUGAAAAAAUAGACUAUCCUACCAAGGUGUACAUCAAACCUAAAGAAUACUCAAUCGUCACUGAAAAUAUAUCCAACAAUAAAAAUCGGGCAGUGGUUGUUUAUAACGAGAGCUGCUGGUCCAAUGAGGAACUGAAACCUGAAAAUUGCAAAUACAUCUAUUCUGCGGUGGUAUCAAUCUUUGAUAAGAACAUCCUAUAUGACAGUGUGAUCAACAGGAACAUUGUUAUCAUUUUAAGUGUCGCUAUCCUUAUAAGCGCCCUAUCUCAAUUUUAUUGUGUCAUGAAAAUUUCUGGUAAGAAGGGACUAGCUGGAAUCCAGAUUAACCCAGACCUUCAAUAUCAUCUAUAUAUUUCAAGUUCAAGUGCCUCCUCUGAUAAAUUAUUUAUUGAGCAAAAUAUACUUCCAAUAAUCAAACCUUUAGAUUUAAACGUUUUUUGUGGACAAGAAGAUGUUCUUCCAGGAAGGGUGGAAAUUACCGAAAUUUCAAAUUCUAUUAACAAAAGCCUGAAGUGUUUGGUGAUAGCCACUAACAAAUAUAUAAAAACUGCUCUUAAAAAUGAUUUUGAAAUUAACUGUAUUUUAAAGACAUGUUUAAAAUGUGAUUUGGUAAUCGUUAACGUAGAUAAUUGCCCAAUUCACAAAAUAUUCCGCAAAAUUUACACAGUAAUCAACUGUUCAAGGGAGGGUCUGAGUGAACAAGAUAAAACUGUACUGAUGCAGUGGGUGGUAGAAAAUGGUAGUGGUAAUGGUAGUUUAAUUUUAUUAAACAUUAUAUCUCUUUUAAAACUAACGCUUAUAAUUUUAACUUCCAUUCUAUUUUUAUCAAUGUUAUAA